UUUUAUUUUCGUGAAUUCACAUGCAAACGGUUCAGUUAUUCGCGGGAAUCUUAAGUCUCUGCGCUCAUAAGUCACAUGACAGCGAGCUUAGAAUCGUUCGUUAAAUUUUGAAAAAUAAAAGAAAACCCUUUGUUCUGAAGAAACGCACCAUCAAACUAUGAACACUUUAGCGUCGUGUAAUGAGAAAUUCUGUAUGAUACUAAUGUUACUGAAUUCGGUGUCAUAUUCUACUAAAGCAAAAACUAUCUUCAUUGCGAAUGAAAAAAGCGAACUGGACUGGUGGCAGACUGCGGUUUUCUAUGAAAUUUAUCCGAGAUCGUUUAAAGAUAGCGAUAAAAAUGCGGUGGGAGAUAUCAAAGGAAUCGAAGAAAAAGCGGAGUACCUCAAAGAAAUAGGAGUGGAUUGCGUUUGGUUGUCACCAAUUUUUAAAUCACCAAUGGCAGAUUUCGGUUUCGACAUAUCAGAUUUCUAUCAGGUUGAUAGCAUUUACGGUACCAAUGAAGACUUGAUCUCAUUGCAAAAAAAACUCAAGUCAUUAGGGAUAAGAAUUAUUUUGGAUUUUGUACCUAAUCAUACAAGUGAUGAACACGAAUGGUUUAAGAAGUCUGUACAAAAAAUCGAUCCGUAUACAGAUUAUUAUGUAUGGAGAGAUGCUAAAAUCGAUCAAAACGGUUGGAAUUUACCACCAAAUAAUUGGCAAAGUUUAUUCAGUAAAUCAGCAUGGACGUGGAACGAAAAACGUAAACAGUAUUACUUGCAUCAAUUUAGCCCUAAAGAACCGGACCUAAAUUAUAGAAAUAAAGAAUUGGUCGAGGAAAUAAAGAACAACUUGAGAUUCUGGUUGAAUCACGGUAUAGACGGAUACAGAGUAGACGCAGUAUCGUAUUUGUUUGAGGAUUCAAGAUUUUUGGACGAGCCUAGGAAACCAGAAGAGAUUGCCUCGAAAGAAAAAAACACCUACAAACAAUACUAUCAUAUCUAUACAAUGGAUUUGUCCGAGACGUACGAUAUGAUUAAUCAAUUCCGGGACGUUAUCGAAGAAUACAAUCAGAAAGAUGGAACUACCAGGGUUUUGAUAAUCGGAGCGUACACAUCAAACAAUAUCACGACAACACAUUACAGUAACGAUACCGAUCCGGGAACACAUUUGCCGUUCAACUUCGGGCUGAUCGACAAACUGAACGAUGAAUCGAACGCGGCCAAUUUUAGCAACGCGGUAUACUCGUGGUUGGACAAUAUACAGCUAGGCAUUUGGCCGAUUUGGGUGAUCGGGAAUCAUGAUUAUCGUCGCGUGGCCAACCGGUUCGGCUCCGAGAUGGUGGACGCAAUGAACAUGUUGAACCUCCUGCUGCCGGGCACCGCUUUCACGUACAUGGGUGAGGAGAUAGGGAUGGAGGACGCCCGGGUCCGGUGGGAUCAGACGGUGGACCCGAUGGGCCUGAACGCCGGGGCAGAUGGUUACCUCAAGGCGAGUAGAGACCCGGAACGAUCUCCUUUCCAAUGGAACGCAGACAUAAGCGCGGGAUUCACCGCGGGCCCCAGAACGUGGUUACCCGUGAACCCCAACUACUGGAGACUGAAUUUGGCCGCGCAGCAGCAGCAACCGCGAAGCCAUUACGCCGUCUACAGACGGUUGACCGAGCUCAGGCGGACCCGUACCUUACAGCGAGGUGCUUUCGAAGGACACGUCCUCUCUGAGUGGGUGUACGCGUUCUCCAGGACAUUUCAAGGAACCGAAACAUACUUGGUAGUGAUCAACUUGGGUUCUGGGUACGAAACCGUAGACUUGUCUGAUUUGCAAGUAAUCAAAGAGCAACAUGUGCUAGUGCACACGUCAAGCGUGAAUUCGGAGUAUUCGGUCGGAGAUACAAUUAAUAAGAACGGUUUCAAAAUGAGAACUAAAUCGGCGUUAGUGUUGACCACCGACAAAAAGGUAUCGACUUCAUCGGCGGCAUCAUCAGUUUCCUCGAUGAAAAUAACUUUAGCGGCUUUGGCUUGCGCUUGGGUUAGCCAUUGUGGUAGGCAAAGUGCUUGAAAAUACGUAACCAAUGCUAUAUCAUUUUACUUUUUUAUCUUAUAAUAAUUAUUGUAUUUUCGUUCUUUUGAUAAGAAAAACUGAAGUUUACCACCAAGAAUAGCGAUUAGACGAUUGAUAAUAUAGUGCAUUUAAAAGUAAUGUUUUUAUUCAGCCCAAUAUUAUAUUACGUAUACUACAAUCGGAAGUGUUGUGAAAUCAUUAUGUAUUUAAUGUAAGGACCAAAAUUAAACUAAAUAAUUAUGAUAAUUUAA
Sipha flava (yellow sugarcane aphid) is the source of this 2289-nucleotide messenger RNA. Its product is annotated as maltase 2-like. The transcript is spliced from 10 exons. Gene Ontology annotation, biological process: carbohydrate metabolic process. The coding region runs from base 158 to 2035 and encodes 625 amino acids. The record is from RefSeq and is a predicted model, not a curated record. Lineage: Eukaryota; Metazoa; Arthropoda; Insecta; Hemiptera; Aphididae.